CGUGCAGCUGAUAACUCGCACGGGCUAUUCAUUCAUAGGCUAUCAUUGAACGGCAGUCAAGCGCUUCUGCUUAUCUCCCAUACUCAUACCCAUACCAUACGAACGCAGGCGCCUAGCUAGCCGCCGGUGAAAAUGUCGUCGACGAACCUCGCGAGCGCCGUCGCGGAGCCGUUCCGUGUGUUCGUGGGGUACGACUCCCGCGAGGACAUAGCGUACCGCGUGUGCCGGCGGUCCCUGCUGCGCCGCUCGUCCAUCCCGCUGGAGAUCACCCCGAUCGUGCAGCAGGAGCUCCGCGACGCGGGGCUCUACUGGCGGGAGCGCGGGCCGACGGAGAGCACCGAGUUCUCCUUCACCCGCUUCCUGACGCCGUACCUGGCGGGGUACCGCGGGUGGGCGCUCUUCGUGGACUGCGACUUCCUCUUCGUGGACGACGUCGCGGCGCUGGCGCGGCUCGCCGCCGACGCCGACCCGCGGCACGCGGUGCUGUGCGUGCACCACGACUACACGCCCACGGAGGCCACCAAGAUGGACGGCGCCGUGCAGACGGCCUACCCGCGCAAGAACUGGUCCUCCAUGGUGCUCUUCGACUGCGGCCACCCCAAGAACCGCGCCGCGCUCACGCCGGAGGCCGUCAGCACGCGCAGCGGCGCCUACCUGCACCGCUUCAUGUGGCUCGACGACGACGAGGUCGGCGAGGUGCCGUUCGUGUGGAACUUCCUCGUGGGCCACAACCGCGUCGACCCCGCCGACGAGGCCGGGACGGCGCCGCGCGCGAUACACUACACGUCCGGGGGACCGUGGUUCGAGAGGUACAGAGACUGCGAGUUCGCGAACCUCUGGGUCCAGGAGCGCGACGCCUACGAGGCCGAAGAGGCCGCCGACAAGGACGUGGAUGGAUCCAUGCAAGCGCCACCCGCCGUGGUGUCUGUGGAGGUGGAUGCAUGAGGAGAUUGAGACGUACCAUCUACCUGCUGCCCACUCGUUGUGUGCUGUUCUCAUGUGGAUACAUAUGUGUUGUGAGUAAAGUUUAUUUUGCCCUUGAGAGCACGUGCCUUCACUCUCGCACUUAUUGGAUUCGAUUUAAGAAGUGUGCAAACACAUAUCUCAAUGUAAAACUGCUUUGAGAUGUACGUUUGCACAUUUCUCAAAACGAAUUUAAUAAGUGAAAGAAUGACGGUAUGUGCCCUUAAGGACAAAAAAAAUCUGCCUUCAUGUGUUGUGUGCAUGGUAUGGUAGUACCACACUCAUGUCAUCAUCUUGGUGAGUUGAAUUCGAAUCGAUGUUACCGUAGAAUAAAGAGGCGAUCGUUGCAUGCGCAGCCACAACGCCUGGCCAUCUUGAGGAGAGGUGAGAACUGACAAAGAGAUGAGAGCCAACGCAAGUUCAUUCCAUGGUCUCAGUUGUCUAAAAUACAGUAUAUCAUGCUCGACGUGCAAGCCAGUGGCUUAACUACAGAGGCUAUUCUGUA
Sorghum bicolor (sorghum) is the source of this 1468-nucleotide messenger RNA. Its product is annotated as protein CDI. The transcript has a single exon. The record is from RefSeq and is a predicted model, not a curated record. The coding region runs from base 133 to 945 and encodes 270 amino acids. NCBI's taxonomy places the organism in Eukaryota, Viridiplantae, Streptophyta, Magnoliopsida, Poales, Poaceae.